AUGUGCUUAUUUGCUCCAGCUAACCCUGUUGCUGUUCAAGUCGAAGCAACUAUACAGGAUAUUAAUGAACUCUCAGUUUUGAGCAACUUUGUCUCUGCUGACCUCUGGUUCAGUGCUCUUUGGAAUGAUCCUCGCUUAAAAUUCUCUCAUUUAGACCCUUGCCGAAAAAACCUUUCAUUUGACGAAACUUUUGAAAAGCAUCUCUGGUCACCCAAUGUUUGUUUGGUUAAUACAAAAUCAUCAAGAGUUCAUGCUUCACCUAAACCCAACGUUUUGCUUAUGCUUCUUGCCAACGGGACUGUCUGGCUUAAUUAUAGGAAUUCUGAAUUUUCUGAUUUUUUCAGAAUUCUGAUUUUUCUGAUUUUUUUCAGAAUUCCGAAUUUUCUGAUUUUUUCAAAAUUCUUAUCUUUCUUUCAUUUUUUUCUGAUUUAUUCUGAUUUUGUUAUUUUACAAUUCUACUUUAAGGUCCAAGUUGAAGCCCCCUGUGAAUUUCAAAUUUCUGAUUUUCCUAUGGAUUCUGCCCGAUGCCAGUUAGUUUUCGAGUCCUAUUCUUACAACACCGCUACCGUUACUAUUGAUUGGAUGCCUUCAGCCUUAACUUUACAAUUCGAAGAAAUAAGUGCUUCUGACCACCAAUUAGUACAUACAAAAUUGUUUAAGCACACAGAAUAUUACAAAGCUGGAGAAUGGUAUAGGUUAACUCUUGAAAUGGGAUUUAAACGUCGUUAUGGUUAUUAUAUCCUACAGGUCUAUGCCAAUACCUACAUUAAUGUUUUCCUGUCUUGGAUCGCUUUCUGUAUUUCUUUGAAAGCUUUAUCUGCACGAGUUAUUUUAUCUGUUAACACGUUGAUUUCUCUAUGUGUUCAGUUUGGCAAUAUAAUCAGCUCGUUACCUCCAGUUUCCUAUGUUAAGCCAAUAGACGUCUUUAUGUUUGUUUGUAUUGCAUUCAUAUUUGCCUCAUUAUUGGAAAUGGCUUUUAUCUCCUACAAGUUUUGCAUUCCAUCUUGUAUUCCAUCCUAUGAUCUUUUAAAAAUUUUAGGAUAA
Meloidogyne enterolobii is the source of this 1044-nucleotide messenger RNA. NCBI's taxonomy places the organism in Eukaryota, Metazoa, Nematoda, Chromadorea, Rhabditida, Meloidogynidae. The record is from the annotation of a GenBank genome assembly.